GGGAAAAACCUGGAAAGCCAAAGGGGAAGAAAAUACGGCGCGGCGGGCAGAGCCGGCAGGGGUGAGGCGGCGCCGGGCCGGCGGGGAGCGGUGCGGUGUCUCCCCGGACGCUCCGUCGGGGCGCUCCCGGCAACUUUUGCAGGAGAUUUUGGCGCUUCAGGGAAAAAAAAAAGCGGCGGAGCAGGCACCUGCCGAGCGGUUUCCAGCCGGCGUCUGGCGGAAGUAACGCAACUUUCUCCAGCUUCUCGUCCCUCCUCGUCGGCUCCCUUCCAGCUGCAGCCCCUACUCGUUCCCACCAGGAGCUCCGGCAGCCGUCGAGGAAGAGCGACACAGACCUCUCCACAGCUGCAAAUCAUCUGGGAGGCGGGAGAAGCAGGCAAGCGGCGGAGGCGAAGCACCCGCCCGAGCCCGGCACGCAACAUCGGGGAAAGUUUUGAAGGGAGAAGGACCUGGCAGGCUGGGGAGGAGGCGAGGAGAGCCGGGCUGAGCUGCAGGCGGAGCGAGGGCGGCCUCGGUGUGUGUGUGGGUCCCUUCCACCGCCCCAGGGGCGCCGGUGGCCGGCGCGGAGCGGGGCGUAUGGGGCGGCGUUUCGGGAGGUUUUCGCCUGCUCCUGGCUCCCCCGCCGGAUGCUGCCUGGGCUGUUUUGGCUGCUUUUCUUCGCCGGCGAUGAAGGCUCUGCCUUGAAGAUGGAGAUGAUCUGUUUUUUAUUCCUGUCUCUGGUGCCCGUGUACAGCAGGGGACAAGGGGUUUACGCUCCUGCUCAGGCCCAAAUCAUCCAUGCUGGGCAGGCGUGCGUGGUGAAGGAAGAUAACAUCAGUGAACGUGUUUACACAAUUCGGGAGGGGGACACGCUGGUCCUGCAGUGUCUGGUCACAGGACACCCCCGGCCACAGGUGAGAUGGACCAAAACCGCUGGCAGCGCGUCGGACAAAUUCCAAGAGACGUCAGUGCUUAACGAGACCCUUCGGAUUGAGAAGAUCCAAAGGCUGCAGGGGGGCCGCUAUUACUGUAAAGCAGAAAAUGGGGUUGGGGUCCCUGCCAUCAAGUCCAUUCGAGUAGAUGUGCAGUAUCUAGAUGAACCUGUUCUCACCGUUCACCAGACCAUCAGCGAUGUACGUGGCAGCUUCUACCAGGAGAAGACUGUCUUCCUCCGCUGCACAGUCAACUCCAACCCACCAGCUCGCUUCAUCUGGAAACGGGGAGCUGAGACGCUUUCCCAUAGUCAGGACAAUGGUGUGGACAUCUAUGAACCCCUCUACACACAGGGUGAAACCAAAGUCCUGAAGCUGAAGAACCUGCGGCCCCAGGAUUAUGCCAGCUACACGUGCCAGGUGUCCGUCCGCAACGUCUGCAGCAUUCCUGACAAAUCCAUCACCUUCCAGCUCACAAACACCACAGCCCCACCUGCUCUGAAGCUGUCUGUCAAUGAGACACUGGUGGUCAACCCUGGUGACAACAUCACUAUGCAGUGCUCUCUGACGGGUGGUGACCCGCAGCCAGAGGUGGUUUGGUCUCACUCUCCUGGCCCAAUGCCUCCCAACAGCCUCGUGCAAGGAGGCAACCUCACUAUCUGGAGGAUCCGUGUGGAAGACUCGGGCUACUACAAUUGCACGGCCAUCAACAACGUGGGGAACCCAGCAAAGAAGACAGUGAACCUGCUGGUGCGGUCCAUGAAGAAUGCCACAUUCCAAAUCACCCCUGAUGUGAUCAAAGAGAGCGAGACCAUCCAGUUAGGGCAGGACUUGAAGCUUUCGUGCCAUGUGGAUGCUGUCCCCCAGGAGAAGGUUGUCUAUUCCUGGUACAAGAACGGGAAACCAGCCAGGUUCUCAGACCGGUUGCUCAUCACCAGGAAUGACCCCGAGCUCCCACCUGUGACCUGCAGCUUGGAGAUUAUUGACCUGAGGUUCAGUGACUACGGCACCUACCUAUGCGUGGCCACCUUCCAGGGAGCACCCAUUCCUGACCUCAGUGUGGAGGUGAACAUCUCCUCAGAGACAGUGCCACCAACCAUCAGUGUCCCUAAGGGGCAGUCCACAAUCACCGUCCGAGAGGGCUCCCGGGCUGAGCUGCAGUGCGAGGUUCGAGGGAAGCCCAAGCCACCCAUCAUUUGGUCCCGGGUAGAUAAGGAAACCCCCAUGCCUUCGGGGUCAAUGACGAUGGAGACAUACGAUGGGAAGCUGCGCCUGGAGAGUGUGAGCCGAGAAAUGAGCGGGACCUAUAAGUGUCAGACAGCCAGGUACAACGGCUUUAACAUCAGACCCCGGGAGGCCCUGGUGCAGCUCAACGUGCAGUUCCCCCCCGUGGUGGAGCCGGCCUUCCAGGACGUGCGCCAGGGCAUGGGGCGCAGCGUCACCCUGCGUUGCACCAUGCUGAAGGGCAGCCCCAUGAAGGUGGCCACCUCCGUCUGGCGCUUCAACGGGACCCUCCUGGCACAGCCGCUGGCAGAGCAGCAGGACUACUCGGAGCUGAAGGUGGACAGUGUCAGCCGGGAGACCAGCGGUAGCUACGAGUGCAGCAUUUCCAACGACGUGGGGGUCUCCGCCUGCCUCUUCCAGGUGUCUGCAAAAGCUUACAGCCCAGAGUUUUACUAUGACACUCCCAACCCCACCUUGAGCCAGAAGCAAUCCAAGAAUUACUCUUACGUCUUGCAGUGGACACAGAAGGAGCCCGAUGCUGUAGAUCCUAUCCUCAAGUACCGCCUGGAAGUCCGGCAGCUGUCUCAGAGAAACACCAUCCAAACCUUCAUUCCUGUGCAGAAAAUGGAGAAAGGCCUGUUGCUGGAGCACAUCUUGCCCAACCUGAAAGUGCCUCAGAGCUAUGAAGUUCGCCUGACGCCCAUCACCAGCUUUGGGGCUGGAGACAUGGCUGCCCGCAUCAUCCGGUACAUGGAACCAAUCAACUAUCCCAACCCAACAGAUAACACCUGCCGCUUCGAGGACGAGAAGAUCUGCGGCUUCGUGCAGGACAAGAUGGACAACUUCGACUGGACCCGGCAGAACGCCCUGACCCAGAACCCCAAGCGCACCGUCAACACCGGGCCCCCCACAGACAUCAGCGGUACGCCGGAGGGUUAUUACAUGUUCAUUGAGGCUUCCCGGCCCCGGGUGACGGGAGACAAAGCCCGGCUCAUCAGCCCCCUCUACAACAUCACUGCCAAGUAUUACUGUGUCUCCUUCUACUACCACAUGUACGGGAAGCACAUUGGCUCACUGAACCUGCUAGUUCGCGUGCGGAACAAGCGAGCCAUCGACACCCAGGUCUGGUCGCUCAGUGGGAACCGGGGGAACAUGUGGCAACAAGCACACGUGCCCAUCAACCCACCCGGGCCUUUCCAGAUCAUCUUCGAAGGUGUCCGGGGCACAAGCUAUGAGGGGGACAUUGCCAUCGAUGACGUCACUCUGAAAAAGGGAGACUGCCCAAGGAAGCCAAUUGGACCAAAUAAGGCGGUUGCUCUUCCAGGAAGCGGUGUCCCGGCCCUGCACAGCCCUUGUCUUUGUGGCCCAUUGACUUUCUUCCUUUACGUGCUGCUCAGAUGAUGGCAAGCGAGCGCUCCUGUCUUCAGACCGAGACAUUCCUGCUCCUUUCCUACUCAGCCACCUCUGCUCCUCUUCCUCCCCUCCUCACUGGCACACCAAAGUGUCCAUAUGUUACCAAAGACUGACAGGCAUGACCACGCAAAGGGAUCUGGUUCAGAACUGGAGCACUCCUUGAGAAAGUCAUAAUGUCUAGAACAAAAUUUAAAAAUAAAGACAAAAAUUUUUUAAAAGCACGUGCACGAGAGAGAGAGUGAGAGAGGAAGGAAGGAAAGAAACAGAAACACACAGAAAAGAAGGAAUGAAAGACAAAAAAUAGGAAUGAAGAAAUGUGAAGAGCAAACGAAGGAGGAAAAAAACACCCCCAUGUUUCCUUGGGAAUGUCGGACAGGGCGUCCUCAGGGAAGUGGGAACUUGUUUUAAACAAACAAACAAACAAAAAUAUAUUAAAGCACAAAUUUCUACCAGAACAGUUACCUUCUUUACUGCAGAGCCCACAGCUUAGUGGAUGAUAUACCGCAGUACUCCCCUUGUCUCCCCAUGCUCUCCCGCUGGCUGGGGCUGCCCCGCUCCGGCUGCAGCUCCCUGCAGUAACGCCGGCCUCGACCGUGGGGCAGCAGCCGCCCCCUGUGCCGGUGGCCGGAGCAUCUUGCCUCGCACCGCAUGUGCUUCAGUGUCUCCAUCCACCCGUAUCUUCCAGGCUCUCAUGUAUUUAAUUGCCCCCUGUGUGGUUUGCUUUGGCCUUUCCCCACCGCUCUGUGCUUCUCACUCGCCAGCCUGAAGAACAUGGAGCAGGAAUGGACCCAUCACAUGGACCACGCUGAGUGGUGGAGAAGUCCCGGCUGGAUCCGGCUGCAGCAUUGGCCUCUGAGCGCCUCUUUCUCUCUCUCAGCACCUCUUGAUAGGUGGAGAAACUGAGAGAGCAGGUCCGAGCUGGAGGCAGAAAGAUCAGCCGCUGGAAAGGGAUAGAGCUAAUGUGUUACAUCUGAUGUGGAGUUAAGUAAUUUGGAACACCUGAGCGCAACUCGUCCCAGCUGUAUGGGAGUGAAAAAACGUUUCAUCUGUAUGGAAAAACUUUGCAUAGUGCACACAAAGGGUUCGGAAACUCCUCAAGUGAAGUGUUACAAUUGGCAUGCGUGCAGAGAUGCCCCGGCACAGCCUGAAGAGCAGCUGUACCAGCAGCAACAUGGAACCCUUCUAAUGGGAAGUAGCUUUAUCCUGGAAGGAAAUAGGGUGGCAAUCAGGGAAAAAGCAAGGGGGGAAGUUCAGAUGUUUAGGCUGGUAAAUUUCUCACAAGAAUAAUUUAUGGAUGUAUGAAUGAGUGUAGUAAACGUGAUACAAAUUGUAUUUUACUCCCUAUUGCUAUUCAAAGUAUGGAAAUUUAAUUUCUUUUUAUACAAAAUCCUGUGGGUGCACUACACCAGAACAACAGGAAAAUGCUUUAGUACCAGAGGGAGAGCAGGGUCUGGAUUCCUCCUCCCCCUCCUCCUCCUCCUCCGCAGCCCAUCCCAAUCACCCUGUGCCAGGAAAAGCACCCUGCUUUUGGGUUGGUGCCCUGCACUUCUCAGCCUGGGAGGGACAGUGACCGGGAGCAGCCACCAGCACUGGUGGGAAAAGCAUCCCUCCAUGGCACCAUCACUGCCCUGAGCUCUGUCUCCAGUGUGAAGUGGUCCCUGUGCAAGGCGCUGGCAGGAGCAAGCCCUGCUCCCCCAUAGCUCUCAGCGAGGCUGAGGCAGGGAGUUUUACCUAUGGGAAUAGCCGGGUGGUCCGUCACGCUGUCCUGAGGGACCGCACCUGCCCCAGGCAGUGACAGGCAAAGGAACCAGGGCAUUUUCCUUCCUAGAUGAGGUAAAUGGUGUCACCUCACCCCCCUCGAAGAGACAAACUUUUGCCUUAAAGCAGAGAGCUCAGGGAGGUGCUGUUUCAGGGUGUUGCUGUUUCAGUCCCCUCCGUCUGUCGGAGCCAUGCAGAUAUCCAUCUUUCCCUGGAAGUGCCGCACCCGUUUGCUUCCUGGGUGCCUUUGGAUGGCCUUCCAACAGCAUUCUGGGGCCCCUAACAUAAGGAGGAAGUGGACCUGUUGGAGCGAGUCCAGAGGAGGGCCAUGAAGAUGAUCCGAGGGCGGGAGCACCUCUCCUAUGAGGACAGACAGAGAGUUGGGAUUGUUCAGCCUGGAGAAGAGAGGGCUCUGGAGAGACCUUAUGGUAGUCUUUCAGUACCUAAAGGGGGACUAUAGAAAAGGUGGAGAGGGACUCUUUAUCAGGGAGCUUAGUGAUAGGACAAGGGGCAAUGGUUUUAAACUGAAAGAUGGUAUAUUUAGAUCAGAUAUUGGGAAGAAAUUUUUCACUAUGAGGGUGGUGAGGCACUGGAACAGGUUGCCCAAAGAAUCUGUGGAUGCCCCAUCCCUGGAAGUAUUCCAGGCCAGGCUGGAUGGGGCCUUGAGCAGCCUGGUCUAGUGAGAGGUGUCGUUAAGGUCCCUUCCAACCCGAACCAUUCUGUGAUUCUAUAUUGCAGCCCAGCUGCUCAGAUCUGCUGCAGAUUGCCACGACAUCAACGUGGGUACAGCCCUGUUUGCAGAGGCACCAAGCAGCAGGACCCUCUGCGGGCUGCAGGAGAAGCCAGGCGUUGCCGCCAUUUGUAUUUGCUUUAGCCCCACUGAUAACUGCUCAUCCUGUUCAGGCUGGGAAAACAUUUAAUGCAGACAAAAGGCAUUUGCAGCCAAACAAGUGCUGGAGAGCUCUGGAAAUUGCAUUUUAACAGGACCCAAUUUACACUAUGUGGUAAUAACUGGUGGCUGGUGGUUUCCAGCAGGGAGCUGAAUAGCCCCAGUACACUCAGCAUCCCAAAUGAUAGCUGUGGUAUAUAUGUGUUCUUCAGUACUCCCCUUGGAAGCAAGACACAUGCCAGUUUGACUCACCAUCUGCCACCACCUAAACACGCUGUGGGGGGAUUCUGGCGUCUUCUGAUGGCUACUUAUGGUCUGGUAUGGUCACAUCAAACCAGAGACAGCCACUUGUGCCCUGGAGGCCUUACACAUCCCCCCAAGGAGUACUGCAGGACAGCCCAGGGCCAUCGUCACCCAACCUGCCUUUCCAGAGAGGGCAGGGAUGCAGCUUGUAGGGAGCUGUAGUCUCCAGGGCAUCUCUUGCCCAUGGAAGAGCAGUGCCACCCCACUCUGUUUUGGCUGUGUGAGGUGUGUAGGCACACACCUAGGCAUCUAGACCCUGGGUUGAGUAUAAGGUGCAUGCUCAGUUGCUCUGCCAUCAAGCACCAUUCCACAAAAGCAGAGCAAGCUCCAGGGACUGACAGCAGGUUAGCGAGGUUGACCAUGUCCCUGUGCUGUGUGGCUGCUGGGGAUGGGGGUCUCAGUCCCACUCAUAACUGCCUCUGGCACUUGUUAUGCUCUGCAUCACCUGGAUCUGGUCUGGCACCUUCUUCAUCUCCCUCCCCCCCGCCCCAGCCCUGGCACAGCCUGAGGGGCUGGUGAGGCUGCCUGGGUGGUGGUGGUGGAGUGGGGAGACAGGAACACUCCAGGGCAUGUGUUGGCUCCAUGAGGCAUCUAGUGUAGGUCACAUCCUGGCUUCUUCAAAGGAAAAGAGGGCUCAUAACAGCCCCCUGGGUGGCUGAAAGGAUGGAACAGGGCCUGUUUGUGUCAUUCUUCAAAAGGAGAGGGGAAACACAAGCUCCACGCUGCGUUGCCCUUCAUUUCACUGGUAGCAGACAGUAGUCUCUGGCCUGCAGCUGCCGAGAUGCUAGGCGAUGGAGACUAAAGAAACGUCCUCAGACUCCAGGUUUUGCGUGGAUUCAGGAUGACAUAUAAACCAUUUUUUCCUGUGGAAGGAGGCAAAAUUUUGUGCUUCCAUUAACUGUUGGCCUAAAGGGGAAUUUGGCUAUGAAUGCUUAGCUUACAGUGGAGCUUUUUAACCCCAGGGUGGCCUAAACUCAGGAUAAUACAGGGGCAGCUGGACAGCCCUCAAACAGCAGUGGGACCCCCAGGAGUGCCGGUGCUCAGAGCUCACAGCGUUGUCUGUGCUCUGUGUUUUAAUGGCCAGGUCCUUGCCUGAAGCAUUGAGCCAAGCGAAGGGUAUCUGGCUGCUCUGCCACCCUGCGCAUGCAUACGUCCUGUCUACCAGCCAGGUCCACAGGAGUAUCAGAGACCCGCUGCUGCUGCUGCCGGCCAAGGGCGGUCUACUUUGGCCGAGGGACCUGGGCUCCGGUCCUGCCAUUCAGGCGGCGAUGUGACUCUCAGUUGCUUAAAACCCAGCUGUUGUAAUGGAGAGUUGCUCCUAGGUGUUCAAAACUUGCAUAAUUGUGGCGCGCCCCAGAUGACCAGCAAAGGCAGGCCCCGGGUAGGAGCUGGAACAUGCCAGACAUCAGCAGUGAGUCCUUUGCUGUCAGCGUUACAGCUGCUCGGGGCACAGGCUGAGCCCACACCAGCGAAGAGCCAGCGCAGCCCCAGUUCCCUGCCUGCAUCGCAGCCGCUGCGCACAGGCACCAGCUGGUUUUCCUUUGGUGACUCUGAUAUAUAACACGAAGCUGAGAUGAAGAUAUCUCCAGGUGUUGCAUGCGCUGUAUAGGUCCAGCACUGGUGAGGCAUUUAUCUUAGCAUAUCCUAAAGGGAUGCGAGCUGAAAACGGAGGUGUGAGGGUGUUGCAGCUGCCAGCAAUGCAGCAGGGAGGAGACAGGACUUGAAAGCCCCUUUUGGAGGCAGCAGCAUCUCCGGAGAGUCCCCACCUUUCCCUUCUCCUGCUGUCCACACUCCAACUCUAAGCACCCUCCAAGGUGGGGGCAUUUGGUGUAUCUUCUGUCACUGGGCCUUGUUCUCGAGAGCCAACUACGGGUAUCAAUAGAGUAACAGCCAGGAGAGGCCGUAGCAGCACGGUCAGCUCAGACAGUUCCUAAAUUGUGCUGAGAGGAGAAAAUCAAUUUUGUUCUGUCUUUGAAAUGCCACAAGCAUUGACUGGGGUCAGUAUUUUAGGUCUUUUGUAUAGCUGGCAACAUGUACUGCACAGAAGUUGAGCAGCGAGGGACUUGUGAGCGCUGGAGAUUUCCCUGGGAAAAUUCAGAUGCUGAUGGGGACAGGUUUUUACAGACUGGGAGCAAAGGAGCUUUCCUGUGCAUUUAUUUGGUUGUUUCCUGGAGGCCCUGGUAUGUAACAUGCUGGGACAAGAAGACUCAGAAUUUGCUGGAGGUGACUUUUUCCUCUCAUCAAACCUCGAUGCUCGUCCUUCUCUGCUGCCCAUCGCCAGCUUCUCAGUGCAUUGAUGUGGUGUCAAUGCUGGGUAAAGUGGCUUAGUGUCAGUGCUUUCAAAUAGAUGAGCUUGGCCUGUUUUCCCAGUUCUUGGGAUCUUCUAGAUUUACCAUCUCACCCCGGAGGGCUUCACAGCAUCCAUUCAUCUCUCAGGACAUUCCCCAGAAGCUGUGGAUGCUACAGAUACAUGUCUCUUCUUUGUAGUUUUGGCCACAGCCCUUGCCUGACAGCAUGGAGACAAUCUCUUAUCUCUAGGUGGGAUGGAAAAUUUGGUUCCAGCAUGGUUUUCCUUUUUCCCAGCCAGAACCAUCCUGCCUGUAUCACAGUGCACAUAGUGGAAGAAAGGGGCCAUCACCCAAUAUACAACUGCCUCAUGGGGAAACAACUAUGGCACCUCCUGCCUUUGGUCAGAAGUGAGCAUCAGUGUUUUCCACACUCUUCCUCACUCCAUCCCCUGGCUCUGUACUUAGCCUCACCAAGUGUUUCAUUUCCAGCCUGGAGAGAUCAGCAGCAGACUUCAUUCCUGGAUCCCAUAGGAGGGGAUCACACCAAAAUCCCGUCCUCAGCUUGCGAGGGGCAGGGAGAACCAGCUCAGGCCCAACGGUGAGCCACUUCAGUGGGAUCCAGUGCCAGUGGGACUAUGCCACCCUUGUGCUUCCAGGUCACCAAGGCCAGUAGAAAGUAUAUGUUGACCUGAGAGAAGCAUUUAGAAACACCCUUCCGAAAGGAGCUAUACACAGACUCUGUGUCUUUGGGGAUACUGUGGAGGAUGGGGAGGAGUCCUCUGGUGUCUCUUAUUUCUUUUCCCAUCAGUAUCCUGGAUGGGGACCCUGGGACAGAGCCCCAUUCUGCACCCACUUCCUUCAUCGCCACCAUGUCUUGUCCCAUCCCGCUCCACAUCUCAUAGGGUGCCGUCUCUCACUGAGCGGAACCGGGACCCUCUCGCCGCCACGCUACCAAGCCAUCCUCGACGUUAAAAGCACAAAACACAAAGGGACUGAACUGAAACUUUUAAACAGGGUGAGAUGUUUUAUAAGCGUUGCCUCAUCCAACCUCCCCCCGACCCUGACGCACCCGCUAUGUAACCUAUAGACUCUCAACGUGGAUUGUUUCAUUCAAAUAAAGCUGCAGUACUCGA
Chroicocephalus ridibundus (black-headed gull) is the source of this 9919-nucleotide messenger RNA. It is a transcript of the gene MDGA1, whose product is annotated as MAM domain containing glycosylphosphatidylinositol anchor 1. NCBI's taxonomy places the organism in Eukaryota, Metazoa, Chordata, Aves, Charadriiformes, Laridae. Gene Ontology annotation, cellular component: plasma membrane; axon; neuronal cell body. The record is from RefSeq and is a predicted model, not a curated record. Bases 627 to 3536 code for a protein of 969 amino acids. Gene Ontology annotation, molecular function: axon guidance receptor activity; protein binding. The transcript has 19 exons. Gene Ontology annotation, biological process: homophilic cell-cell adhesion; synapse organization.